GGACUGGCUAACAUCCGAUGUUUAGUUUAGUUUCAUCUUCCCCAGAGCCUCUUUGAGCAGGAUCCCGGCUGGAGAAGAAGCUUGCACUGACCAAGGCUCUCACCAGAAGAGGACCUGAGGAUGGCAGUCCCAACCGUGGUGACGAUCCAGCCGCAGUACGGCGGGUCCUCCGUCCAGAGAUGCGCGUGGCAGACAGGGCUGAUGGACUGCUGCGCCGACUGUGGUGUCUGCUGCUGCGGGUUGUUCUGCUUUCCCUGCCUGGCGUGCCAGGUGGCCGGGGACAUGAAUGAGUGCUGCCUGUGUGGGACCAGCGUGGCCAUGAGGACCCUGUACCGCACCAGAUACAACAUCCCGGGGUCCAUUUGCUCCGACUUCUGUAUCACCCUGUGGUGCACCACGUGCUCUGUUUGCCAAAUAAAGAGAGACAUCAACCGCAGGAGGGAGCUUGGCAUAUUCUGAUGCUGCCGUCCUCGGAACCGCUGCAGGCAGGAGUCACUAUGCCCCGUUGGAAAUGCACCAUGUGGAGCUUGCCUUGAUUGCAUUUGAUUUUCCCUAAAUAACUGCAGAAAUAAAGUUUUGAGUUUGUCUUCCUA
Messenger RNA from Catharus ustulatus (Swainson's thrush), 593 nucleotides. RefSeq names its product placenta-specific gene 8 protein-like. The transcript has 5 exons. NCBI's taxonomy places the organism in Eukaryota, Metazoa, Chordata, Aves, Passeriformes, Turdidae. Bases 121 to 459 code for a protein of 112 amino acids. The record is from RefSeq and is a predicted model, not a curated record. Gene Ontology annotation, biological process: positive regulation of transcription by RNA polymerase II.